This is a messenger RNA of Dermacentor andersoni, 16245 nucleotides long. RefSeq names its product trinucleotide repeat containing adaptor protein gawky (gene gw). The record is from RefSeq and is a predicted model, not a curated record. Gene Ontology annotation, cellular component: P-body; nucleoplasm. Lineage: Eukaryota; Metazoa; Arthropoda; Arachnida; Ixodida; Ixodidae. Gene Ontology annotation, molecular function: RNA binding. Gene Ontology annotation, biological process: miRNA-mediated gene silencing by inhibition of translation; positive regulation of nuclear-transcribed mRNA poly(A) tail shortening.
UCAAGGCAGCCAACAUGGCUGCUGCUCGCUUACCCGAUGGUUCCUUGUGAUCGUGUCCAAAAAACGAAAUGCUCAGAUGGAUGUUGGACCUUUGUUGAAGUUGGACGAGCAAAAUUGAGUACAAAACCUACACUACUAAGAUGCAAGGUGACGACAAAAGAAGCGACCUGUUUCUUGGCCAAGGGAACUCUGGGACUUGGGAUACGCGGCCAGGCUCAGAUUCGCGAGAGGCCGGGAACGUGUCGGCGGCAUGGACGUCUGGCACAGCCUUGGCGCAGAAUUCCUGCCGGAACCCCUGUGAAAGGGGCAUGGGUGGGGAGGACAUGGUAUGGACUGGGGAUGAAGCAUCUGUGAUACACCGCUCAAGCAGCCUGGGGGGCCAGUGUGCUUCCACAGGGCCCAGCAAUAGUCAGCCGGGCCCUCGACACAAUAGGGGCACCUCUGCAGCCUCCUCAUCCUCCUGGGCUGUCCACCGCCAGGGAAACCCUGGAAAACCUGGAGUUGUCAGGGAAAUUGGCAGUUCCGGAAAACCCUCCAACGACAGCACCUCAGAAGGUGCAGACCAGUUACUGGGCGCUGUUGGGGGAUCUGAGGAGGCAACGUCACAACCCUCGUCGCAUCCGCCACAAUCGUCGCGCAACUGUCGGCCUCCACGCCUCGGCCUGCUGGGCGGAGGCGAAAGCUCGCUCAACAACGGCGCCGCGGCUCCAGCCACAGGCUGGGGUGCGCCGCCACCUGGACCCCAGGGGGGCUGGGGCUCCGGGGCAGCCCAGUGGGGCGGUGCUGCAAGCACGCGUGGGCCCGAAUAUGCUACCGGUGGGCCAAAUGCCGGUGGGGAUGCAGGUGGUGCAAGCUCCCCGACCAAGCCGACAGCAGCAGCAGCAGCAGCGGCAGCAGCAAGCAGCUGGGGUCAGGGCACCGUCACCAAGGGUGCCGAAGCAUCGGACCCCAAGAGCACCACAGUGGCCACACGCAACGUCUUGGAAGAGCCGAUGUCGGAACUGCGACGAAUGGCGGCUUUCAGCGAGGGUUGGGGCCAGUCGCCUAUAAACCAAGAGACGCCCUGGGAUGUGCCGAUGUCGCCAGGGACCAAAGAGCCACCCACGGGGGCACCUUGGAGGGCACCCGUCAACAACGGCACCGAGGUCUGGGAGAACAACAUGCGUAGUGCAAGAGCCGGUGGCAACAAGCAGCCCAACCCACCUCAGUCAGCACAGGGUUCAAGCCAGUGCUCUCAGCAGCAGCCUUGGGGCAGCCACACCCCGACCAGCCACAUUGGGGGAACCUGGGGCGAGGAGGAUGAGCCGCCUCCUUCGAACAUGUGGACCGGUGUGCCGACCCCGUCCCAGCAAGGUGGCCCCCGCCCCCCGCCCGAGGGCCCUCCCUCGUGGGGCGGGGAGCACCACCGAGGAGGUGGCGGUGGCGGAGGCGGAGGAGAAAAGCACUGGAGUGGCGGGCCGCCCCCUCCCCCAGGUUCCAGUUGGGGUGGGCCCGACGACCGUGACUCACAGGGCCGCGUCUGGGGUGGUGGCCGGCCGUCGCACAGCAUGGACGACGGCCCCAGUGGCGCAUGGGGCGGCGGGCCCAAGGGGGCCGGGCCCCCUCCCAGUGUGGGGACCUGGUCGCCCGUGGGCGGACCCAAUGGCAAGCGAGAGCCGUCUGGCUGGGAGGAACCAUCACCACCGCCGUCGCGUAGGCCAGUGACCAACUAUGAUGACGGCACUGCCCUUUGGGGCAAUCCUACGCGACAGGGCAAGGUGGGUUCUGCGGUGUCACACUGGAAGGACAUGCCUUCGGUGAAGUCUAUCUGCAGUGGAGGUGGUGCUCCACCGGGCAUGCUGCGGAUGCCAAAGGAAGGAGUGUGGGGCGGCGGAGGCGGAGGCAACAAGGGCCCUCGCGGAGGCAAUGGCGCCAACUGGGGAGACUCCAGCUGGGAGGACCAUAACAAGGGCGCCUGGGGCAGUGCCCCUCCUGACCAGGCGUACUGGGCCUCCAAGCCCAAGCCUUCAUGGGCCGACGGGCAAAUCGACACCUCUACCUGGGGUGGGCCUGCUAAACAGGGUGGCAAACCUCUGACCAAGGACCUCAUCUAUGCCAGUAAGCAGUUCCGUAUCCUAACCGAUAUGGGAUUCAAGAAGGAAGAUGUAGAGAAUGCUCUGCGCAUCAACCAAAUGAACAUCGAGGACACCCUAAUCGACUUGAGGACCAUGGCCACCAGGGGAAAUGGCAGUCAGGACUCGGGCCUUUUGGAUGGCUCGGACUGUGGCUUCCCCGUCGGGGGUCGUCCCAAGAUGCGCCCAGACGACGACUCCCAUGGCCCACUGGGGGAGCCGCCCUUUCCGGGCUUCCACGCUGCAGGCGGCUUCCAAGGGCUGCCGGUGUUUGGUGCUGGCUAUGGUGGUGGGCAGGGCUUCAAGCCUCCACAGGUCAAGGGCUCCAACCAGGGGUCCAACGCUCCAGCUAGUCUACUUAACAGCACGGGGAUGGGCGGGCAGAACUCUAGUCUCACCGUAGGAAACAGUAUUAGCAGCCUCAGCCCAGCCCUCGUGCAGAAGAUUCUCCAGCAGCAACAGCAGCAACACUUUCCCGGAAAUGCUGGCGGUCCAGCCGGCAUCGGGGCUCGCCUGGGCCAGCCAAACGUGCCGUCUGCAACACAGCUGCGUCUCCUGGUGCAACAGAUACAGAUGGCGGUGCACGCUGGACACCUCAACCCACAGAUUCUGAACCAGCCGCUGGCCCCGCAGACCCUCCAGCUGCUGUACCAGCUGUUGCAGCAGAUCAAGGUUCUGCACGCACUGCAGCAGCAGAAUCAAAUUGUGCACAAGGGCCCGCCCAACAACCCACUGCAGGUCAGCGUGCAGCUGACGCAGACCAAGCAGCGCAUCCUGAACCUGCAGAACCAGAUUGCUGCUCAGCAGGCACUCUUCCUCAAGCAGCAGCUGCCUCCACCUCCGCAGCCCCCGCAGCAGGCCCCACCUCAUGUUCCGCCACCUCCCACCGGACUGGGCUGCCCGCCAACACCGCAGGACUUCCUCGGAGCCGGCAAGCCCGGUGGUGCCGAGGGCCUGCACUCUGACUUCCGUGACCUGAACCUCAAGGACGCUGUGUCGCAGCAACAGCAGCACCAACAGCAGCAGCAGCAGUCGCGCCUCAACCAGUGGAAGCUGCCAUCGAGCCUCGAUGAAGAGAACAAGGCCCCACAGCAGAACGGCGGCGGCGACUUCAGCAGGGCACCAGGCCCCGCCUCCAAGGCCGGCAGCCUCUCAUCAUUCCUCGGUGGUGCCGACGGACCGUGGUCCUCAGGGGCCUGUUCUCAGGACGGCUGGCCCGAGGCACCACCCACCACCAGCUGCGCAGGCGGCACCUCCUCUCCUGGCGAGGGCAAGGACUCUGGCGUCGGUGGCUACAGCCUGAGCGACCUGGUGGCUGAAUUUGAGCCCGGCAAGCCGUGGAAGGGCGCUUCUGCCCUCAAGAGUGCAGAGGAUGACCCACAUCUGACACCAGGGAGCGUGGUGCGCUCACCCCUGUCGGUGAACACCAUCAAGGACUCGGAGCUGUUUGGUGGCAGCUGGAAGCAGAGUCCGCCGGGAGGGGAGGGCUCGCUCGUCGCCUCUCUGGCCUCGCUGACUUCCAGCACGUGGGCAUUCACUCCAGCCAUGCACGGGAGUGGAAAUGGAAGUGGCGGGGGCUCAUCCAAAGGCAAUGCUUCCAAGAGCAGUUGGGGUGGCAGCUCGGAGCAUCAGGCGCCGACAGACCCGUGGAACGUGGGGCCCAAGACUCGUGGCCCGCCACCCGGCCUCUCCUCGGGCUGGGACCAGCAGCCAGGCUCCGGCUCCAGCUUCCUCAUGCUCCGGAACCUCACCCAGCAGAUAGACGGCUCGACGCUCAAGACGCUGUGCAUGCAGCACGGACCUCUGCAGCUCUUCCACCUGUACCUCAAGCACGGGCUGGCCCUGGUGCAGUACGCGUCACGCGAGGAGGCCGCCAAGGCCCAGUCUGCGCUGCACAACUGCGUCCUCUCCAACACCACCAUGAUGGCCUACAUCCCGUCCGAGUCGGAGGUGGCACAGUUCCUGCAGCUCGGCAGCAGCCAAGGGCAGCACCCCUCGUCGCAGCCGCAGCAGCACCAGCAGCAGAUGGCCUGGGGUGCCCCCACGAACGCCUACCACCAGCCGCCGCAGCGCCCGCCCCUGCAGUAUGCGCCUGGUCGCCCCAGCAAGCAGCCCACGGAGCCGUGGAACACCACGGCCCCGCCCCCGGUGUCGUCGGCUGCAGCCGUUUCGUCGUCCAACGCCAGCCACCUGUGGUCCUUCCCCGGGUCCGGCAGCGGGCUCUGGGCUGCGCCUCAGACAAGCCAGGCCGGCGGGGUGGGUGGCUCCAACCAGAUGGACCACGACCACGGAGGCCCUGGAGUGCCCCAGUCCUCGCUCAACUCUUUCCUGCCUGGUGACCUGCUCAGCGGCGAGUCCAUCUGAGUGACGACCCCCCUUUCCUCGCGGCAGCGAAAAAAACCUGCAACUACUACAGUGACGACGAAGGAGGAGGAUGAGCAGCGCGCGUGAGCCGGUGCCUUGCCGGCCCCUUUUGUGAUAACCGCUUCUGUGUGGGGGGUGCUGGGCCGGAGCCCUUGCCCCGCAAGCGGCGGGACUCGGCGUGCCGCGUGCCGCCUGGGUCUGUGUGUGUGUGCAUGUGCAUUCAUCGGUCUAGCGUCGUGUGCAUGUCCCCUCCCCCCCCCCACUAUCAUGCCCCCUCUGCCACAACCCCAUUCCCUCUGCCGCCGCUGCGCGCCGAAUGCCAAAACGACACAGACCGGCCUUUAUGAUUGUUUUCUUUUUUUUUUCUUUCUUUUCAGUCUCGUUUUGUCGCGUGUAUGUGUGUGCGCAUGUGUGAUUGUGUUAUGCUUGCCUGUCGCGAGUGGGAAAGUCAAUCAAGAUGAAAAAAAUAGUAUAUACACACACACAUAAAAUAUAUAUAUAUAUAUUGAUAUUACACAUAUAUAUUAUAUAUAUAUAUUGACCACCUUUUACACGUGACUAAGAAUGUAAGAAAAAAAAAAUGGGGGAAAAAUCCAAAAAAAAAAAAGAGAAGAAACAGAGAGGUAACUACAAGAGAACACUGCUCUUCUGCACAACGUGUCUAUUCAGUUUUUUUUUUUACCGUUGACGAAGUUUGUCUUCUGGCAUGCACAAGUGGGGGAGGGUGUCUGUCAGCGGCGUGCGACGACUGCCAAAGUGUGAUACCUUCAUGGACAGAAUUUUUUGUGUGAACAUUGUUUUUAUUAUCUGUGUUGCAGUAGUAGUCACCAUUCGCACUGCUGCUAAUGUUUUUUUUCCUUCGUGGGUCGCUUGUUUGUUUAUGUUUAUUUUUUUGCCCCGCCCUCAAUUGCUCGAUGCCCAUGUGCCGAAUCAACGAUUUCUGCCACAACAUUGUUGCAGUCGGUCACCAGGGGGCGCCAUGCACGGUGCACCAUCGCCAUCGGCAGAGAACAAGAAGCGACCUCUGUGGAUGGAUGCGAUCUCCGUAAUGUCUGGCCACCGGAACCCCGUGACAGAACUGCGGUGCUGCAAUGUUUUGCCUUGUCCCACUGCAAUGCGAGGCGCAGAAGUCUGGGCUGGGCGGGCUUGCCUCUGUUGAAAACCAAAAAAAAACCACAAAGAUAAUGAAGUGCCAGAUUUAUUGCCGUAGCUCCUCGUUGGGACAAAUUUUACGUUUAAGAGGCAGCAGGCAUUGCUGAAAAGAAGCCUUAGAAACAGCAAACGUGAGCGCCUCUCUGGCCGUGCCUACUGGGCUCAGAAGACGUGCUGUCGUUUUGUCUCUCUCCGUGUGUGCAAACUCUCGCCCGAUGUAUCGGGAGACUAGUGUUCUUCAGGGGUUGGCAUGGUGCUGGACCCCAUCAGCCAUCCUACACAGGGCUCUGUUGACUUUUCUUUUUUUCUUCUUCUGGUAUUUUUCUUCGCAAGGGUCGCCUGGUUACUCGAUCUCGUCCUCUGAGUGCAAGGUGGAGCUGUGGUAGGCCGGCAUGUCACUGCAUCGGCAGCGGGCAGUGUGUGCGUACCGCACCAACAUAUCCGAGCAUGCAGGGCACAACCGUGUUCACCCAGUCAUGCAUGACAUUUGCAAUAACGUGGGGUGGGGGCUAUCAAUAGCAAAGCGUUGUUCCUCUCUUCAAUCCCGUCCUCUGCUUUUUCUCGUAUUCACAGGUCGUUCCCGGGUGCAUGGUUGUUUUUGCGAGAGGUUGACCUCUCCACGUUUUUCCUUCGGUUACUCAUUGCAAUUCCCGUGCAACCUGCGGUGCACUGCAACACGCCGCCGCUGCCCUGGCAACGAGCUCCCACCUCCCGUUUAUGUAGAGACGGAAGAAGCUUGGAAGGGUCUUCACAUAUCUCAACUCUCAGAAGCGAGGCUCGCUCCCGAGCGUCCUCAUCUGGCCGCUGUUGCAAAGUCUCCCUUUGGUCGGCGACUUCUCUCCUCUCGUAAGUGCGGCCUCUUUUCGUAUUUUGUUUUUCUUUCUUUCUUUCUUUUACCUCUCUACCUGAGAGGGCGGCCCUGUUCACCAGAAUGCGCACAUUGUCGGCUCCACUCCGCUUGCCGAGGGUUGCCUUCCCUUCUUGUGACGCAUCAGUAGCUCAAGCCCUCUUCCAGCCACUCGCCCUGCCCGCAUCAGCGGGGCUUCGAGGGGCCGGGAAAGGAGGGGGCGCCAUUGGUAUAGACUCCCCCUUUUUCGCAAAUGCAGGGGCUCCAACUCGUACCCCCCCCCCCCCCCCUCUUGCGCCCCUCCCUAAUCUCUCCCGAUUCCCACAAAGUGCUUCAGGGUGUGGAGUGUUGAGGUGGAGGAGAGGGGGGGGGGGGGGAAGAACACACACAAGGCCCAACAUCUCUCUCUCUAUAUAUAUAUAUACAUAUAUAUACUAGCGCAAUGCCUCUUCUCAGGCACACUGGUGUGGCAAUCUAUGCAUCUUGUGCGCAAACGUGCAAUACAUCUUCUGACCUGGUCUGUGUUAUUUUUUCCCCCAAUGUCAGGGCUGGCAAAACUUAACGCUGUAGAAGUGAGGAGGAAAAAAAAUGUAUUGAAGUCUAGCACAAUCCCUGCACUCAACUUUUUUUCCCCCUCUCUCUGCGUUCUGGUAUUUCCGCGUUGCAGUCCGUGCCAGCAGUGAGGCCACCUUUUUUACACCUGCGAUGCCUCGCCCUUCUUGAGUUCGUCGACUCUUGACUGUCCUCUUAAAUCUGUGUGCCGGCUCAUGGUUGCACCACAUUAAUCUGAUGUUCCAGGAGUCCGUUGUGAAGAUUGCAGAGCAGCUUUAUGUCACAGGCAAAGGACAGCAGUAUGUUUUGUGUGCAGUUUUCAAGUCCUCGUUGUUUCUUUUGGUGCUUUCAUUUCUUUCGGGUCACAGUGGCUGUGCAUAGCCUUUCCGUCUGACUUGGUUAUUGGGCAGCUCUUGAUGCCAGGAGACAUCUUAAAGUGUUUCUCCGCUUCUCUCCCUUUCUGUGUACUUAAAGUGAUGACUGCUUGUAAACUUGUGGCCAGCUAGUGUGGUUACUUCAGUUUUUUACCUUACCACGUCUCCUAAUCUUGCAUGCACCAUUGUCUCUCUAAGUGGUCCUUUGAUCUUUUUAACGUCCCUGAAGCCAGCGAUCAAAAUGGUUGACUUCUUGUUUUGUUAUCUCUGUUUCUUGUCUUGUGCGCUGUCUCUUGACGUAGCAGUUGGUGUUCGCAUCUGCCUCGGACAUCUCUCUUUCUGCUCGCACGCGGCUAUUCUCUGUUCCUUUGCUGCGAGUGUUUCAAUGAGUCGCUCGAGCUUCUUGUCUUUCUGAAGUUCACAUCGCGUUUGUCUUCGUUUGUUCUUAAAACUUUUUUUGUCUUGCUUCUCAACGCUAACACAGUCGCCUCAAUGUCGUGCGUGCUCGGCACGUUCUGAUGCAGUUAAAAAAAAAUACACGCGAGGGGACAGUUGGUGUAGUUUGGCAACGUAGCCUGGGGCCAAAGUAGACGAAGCCUGGAGAGAUGAGGGCGCUCCUCCUUGUAGCCCUUGUUCGUCCCUCCAUUACAAAAAUGUUCGGCUCUCUCUCUCCCUCGCUUUCGUUCAUCUGUACAGAUUGUCAGUUUGUGCAUGUGUUACAUAUAUGUUCUGUGUGUUUGUGUGUGUGUACAUAGAUAAGCUACGCUUUUUAGUGAGAUUUGGGGAGCUUGCUCGUUCCCUCCCUUCGCGCAGUUUAGGGAGCGGGGCGUGAAGGUGCACCCAGCACUACUGUUGAGAUGAAAAAAAAACUGAGAAAAAUAAAAAAAAAUACAGCCCGUUGUCGCGCUUUCUUCGCAGGGUGAGGCUUGGAGGGAUGGGUGCCAGAGUUGCCAUGUGCAUUUUUUUUUUUUUCCGGGGGCCAUCGCGGAUGACGUGUUCCCCCCCGUCCUGAGAGCUUUUUGUAGAAAAUGCAAUGACUAAAGAACUAAAAAGAAAAAAAAGCCGUGCCUUGACCGAACAAGGUGCGGAACCAAAAAAAGAAAGAGAGAAACGACAUAUAUAUAUAUAUAUAUAUUAUAUGGACUUUGGACAGGUGCACUCGCUUCGUGCAAGUUGUUCACUCGUUUUUGGGGGGCGGGGUCUACAUCGUGGGAGACCUAACCUUAGCAGGGGGCGGACCUGUCGCUUUCCAGAGCCAAGUGCAUUAGUGGUGGAAUCUCUCUUGCGGCAUCGCGUUGUGCACGGGUGCUUUUGGGGUUUUUCCUUGAUUGGUGGCGGAGGCUCACGUGCGCCAACCUUGUCUCGUGUGCGUUUGUGUGAGUGUAUAGUGUUAACACUUAUCAAGUCUCUUGUCAAUGCGGGACACGGGCAGCGGAAGAAUACCUUAAAGAAGACAAGCACCUAAUACUCUAGUGUAUGAAAAAAAUAUAUAUAUAUUAAGUAAGAGUCCACCGGCACAGCUGCGCGGGAUCUGCUCAAAGGAAAAUAGGCGGGCACUCGGGUGCGGAGGGUGCGCGCCGUCGCAUCGUUCCCUGUCUCGCCCGACCAGCCUUGCUUGCCCCCACCCGCGAAGCCGCCAAGGGAUUGUUUCUCGGACGGGGGCAAUGAUUAGUCACUUCUGCCUAGUGAGCAGUCAAAGUACGAGGGAGGCUCGCCACCUCCCCCCUCGACAAAGAUGUUUCCGGGUUCUUGCAAGCCCUUCUCAGUUGUGUACAAAGUUGUCUGGGGAAAAGGAGGGAAGGGGGUUGCACCGUCGCAAGUGUCGUCUCGCGGCAGCUAGCAUCAAUUCCAGGCAAGACGCGUGCUGGCAUUUUAGGGCAGGGGGUUCUGGUGGGGUGGGCUGGGGUGCGGUUUGCAUUUGCAGGUGUGUGUACAAGUAUUGAGUGUUCUGGUGGGGGAGGCAGCAUUACAACAAUGGCGGUUGUUUUCCAAACUGGUCUCAGUAGUAGCAGCGGCACGGCCGUCUUGGAGAGGUUUGCUCUCAACCUUGAGAGCGAUGAAAUGAGAUUAUGUGGGAUGAUUUUGAUGGUGGUGGUGGGGGGAGGGGAGGCUAAGGGGGGUGCUGGUGCUCGUUUCCCCCCUUGUGCCGGCCUGUGGGGGAGGGGGUUGUGUGUGUGUGUAGUGUGCUUGUACAUAGUUAGGGGCGUCCACUUCCUACACUACUUUGUUGUUUGGGGAAAAUCUCCUCCAUGCCAAAGCUUGGUGCUUCCCAUGCCGGGGCGCUCUGAAUUGCAUUCCAUUUUCUAGCCGCACAGGUCAGGUGUUCCUCCAAGAGGGGCUGGUUGGGGAUCCUGUGUAAAUGGGGGACAAGGGUUUGGGACGUUGCAUUGCGCGUGUCCGUAGCAUUGCGUUGGGCACGGAAUGAUGCAGGCACGGCAGCGUGGUUGUUGACACACUGUUGCAGGUUCGUGCUAGGGGCAGUGGGGCGGCAAGGGGGGGGUGCGUGUGCUUGCAGAAUAGAACACAGCUGGGGAUGCAUGCGCAUAUGCAAUCUGGCGUUAGUCUCUCCAGUUGCAAAGCCCGAAUUUGAGUUGCCGAAAUGCCGCGAGGACAACAAUUGUUUUUUCUGUGCCUUAAAUGUGGUGGGUGGAAAAAAAAAUGUUUCCAUGGGGAAAUGCAAGGCCCGUUCUUCUGCUGCCAGGGUUGGUCAGGGCUAAGUGCAUGUCUGGUUCGCCUUUCCCGCCAGCAGAAACGGGAGGGAACAACGGUAUGACCAUCGGCGACGGUCUUGUUCGUACUUCCCAAGUGGUUCCAAUGACGACACAUUGCCUCUCUGCACGGGUUGAGAUGUUUUGUCCGUUUUUAAGUUGAUCCAUUACUGCCGACCUCCAUUGCCCCCUUUUCCUGUGGUCGAGAGGCCGUGGCCUCCCUGGCACAGUUUUUAACCUACCGGCGCGCGCAGCCACGUUGGGGCCGGGGAAAGGCCAGGGGUGCACACUCAAUGUGAUCUUUCAGAUGCCCGCAAGGUUUCUCUUGUGCCACUCAGCUUUUGCAUGUGCGUGUGUGGGUUUGUGUGUGUCGUGUCAUGCUAGUUCCCCCAAAUUUCAAAAGAAUUCUCGUCACAGCUAGCUUUAUAUAUCCAAAUUUGUAUUCUUAUUUCGCGUUUAUCACAGAUAUUCUGCCGCAGGGGUAUUCCCGCACCUAGUGCCAUCCUAAAGAGAUCCUUUUUUUUUUUUUUGUGCGUGUGUAGCUUUCGAGUAAAACAAAUUGUUUUUUUUUUUUUUUUCUCUCCUUGUCAUAUUGUGAUGUUGCCGUGGCUGUGAGGGCCGUCCAGUCGCCCUCGGCCCUAGUUUUGUGUGGAGCAGGUGCUUCACACUCCAAACUUACCUGCGGCUUCACUUCGUCUCUUUUUUUUUUUUACUCGUAUGGUGCUGGAAAGAUAACUCACAGAAGAACAAAUAGAACAAUGUGUGUGUAUAGCUUUAAGAAUUAAAAAAAAAAUCAAUACCAAUACACAGUGGCAGCAAUCACGUGUAAACGGACACAGUUCCACCUGUAGAAUUGCUCGAAAGCUCACGUUUUUGAACUGCUACCCGUUCUCCUACUCCACCUGUGCAAGCUGGUUUCGGGGAGGGGUAAUGGGGGUGGGGUGGAGUCAUAUCGAGACCGCGUGUAUAGACUUUCUGGUCGAUUUGCCGCCAUGCAUGGUACUACUGCCAAGCCAAGCCCAUUAGUCAUUCAGUGUCGUACACGUCUUGGCUGCUCAGCGGUCUGGUCGUCGUUGUUGCUCGAAUUGUUGAAAGUGCUUGUGCGGGCUCUUCAAGUUGGGAGAGCACAAUCAUGACUUUUUGGCCAAGGCGGGUUGUUUCCUCUAAUGGGCUUUCCAAAGUGGAACAAUUAGUUUGUAGCAGCUGACCAGUGGGGGCGGGCUGCUUCGGUGACAAGCAUUUAUUAUAAAAAAGCCGAAGGUACUCAAACAUUGUAGCUUGUGGCAGGGUUGUGUGUGUCUGGUCGUCACAGGUCAUUCUCCUUUUUGUUCUUCCUCUCCAAGUUUGUUCGCCUGCAAUCGACGUAGCUGAUAUUUAGGCAUUGUGACUUGGUGGUGGUUGGCCCGAAGUGUGUCUUUCUCCCUCAAAACGACAAGCCAAAAGAAAAGUUAAAAUCUCAAGACUACCUCCUCCUCGCCUGGGAGAAGUUGUUAGUUCUGCCGCCAUGUGCGUCUUUUGCCGAUGUACACCGUAUACCUGAUCAAUAAUCAUUGUAUUGUCCCGUUAUCCGCGGGACAGGUUCAAGCAAAGCUCACUUCAUUUGUGGCCUGAAUCUUGCAGAAAAAAAAAUAAUAAUGACUAUUUAAUGUUAUUUCUCCCGCGUGCUAUGUGUUGGUUGUUCCCCCUCCCUCCCCCAACCUGCUCACGCGCGUCUUAUGUUGGGGCAAGAACCUUUCCCCCCUGUAGGGAUUCGUCCAUCAGCUUCUUCCACGUGUGUUCAGGAGUGUUGUUUAUGUGCCGAUUUUAGUUGCUCUGUGGGCCAUUACCACAGGAAAUUUUUACCAGUGUUGGGGUCGUAGGGGUUUGGGUCGCGUGCCACGGGGUUGGUCCUUGCAAAACUGUUGUACCAUCACACCACGUGCAUUUCUUUUAUGUUCAAAUGACCUCUCGUGACACAUUAUUAGGUACCUGCUUGGGUAAAACUUUUGAGGAGGAGAAAACAGGCUUGGCAACCUCUAUUUUUUAAUGACGCUUAACUAGGUCAACAUUUAAGAGUGGUGUCCUCUGUCAAUGCUUUGGAGGCAGGGUCAGAGUCUCUCGCCAUCGAUUCCACACAAACAUGGCAUGCCUGUGCAAGUCAUUUUUUUUCUCACUACCCCCCCCCCCCCCCUUGCAUGGCCAUGUUUUUACAGCCCGGUGGCUUAGAGUGACUUGCCCGUUGUUUUUACUCCCAAACACAGGCGAAAAAGAAAAGCACUAUCUCUUCCAAAAGUGUGAAAUGUUUUAACUGCUGUCGCGUUCUGGCAUGCCUCGGGGCUUUCUCGCAAGCAGCCAUUGUGAAAGAGCACAUUUGUCAUUAGUAUUCCAGUGGCAAAUCACAAAGCAGAAAAUGAACAAAAGAAAACAAAAGGAAGUUUUGUGUGUAAGUGCGUGCACGCCUUUGCAAGCAUGUCGGCACUCCCGGGGCAGCUGGCUAUGGUUUUGAAUAGGGGUGGAGGGGGCAUGGGGGGGGGGGGUCACAUUUAUGGGAGCUUUAUGUAGGUUGAGGAUUGCACGUCAGCCACAACAAUGGUGCAGGCAUGGGUGGUGUUAUUAGGUGAGGAGGGGGGGGAAGCCGGGGGUCAAUGUGGGGCUUGGGGGUGGGGGGUGCAGAGACUAUGCCAGGUUUGGCAACAAGGCAGCAGUGGACGAUGAUCUCAAAGUAACUAGCCACUACACUAACCGCUGUGUGGCACCCCCUCUCCCCAUUUCUCUCACCUGUGCGACCCCCCCCACCUCUUGCCAUUCCCUGAAAGACAAUCAGGGCAAGCGCUGCUCGCUCUCUAGCUCGUCUUGAGUAGCGUUAGUUGCCGACACAACGCAUGCCCCAUCUCCCCACCCCUCCCCCCUGCAUCACUGAUCACCCCCGUGCCAAAGCAGCAGCAGCAGCAGCAGCCAGGAGAGAAUGCCUAGUCAGAAAGCGGCUCCCUCUGCAGCAGCAGUAAGCACUACUUGACGUAGGGCAGCAAAGCAAGCGCUUGGACCAUGUGCCUUUGCCACAGCUGUAUCACACACCCCCACCCCCCCAACUUUGUGACCCCUUCCUCCUGCAUCUCUUACUUAAUGCAAAACUUCGUGUCAUCGCCGAUCACAAGGCAGGCGUGGUUUGGUGGGGUCGGGAGGUGGAACACGGAAGUAUAGUCCAGGGAAUGAACGCUGCGUCUGCCACGACGACGUCUUGCCACCGCCGUGAGAGCAUGUGCUGUGUUAGGGGAAAAUUGGGUGCGGGAUGCGCGAGCUUUGGGCGGAGUGCGUGGUUGGUACCUCGCUCACUACUUUCUUCGUUCCCUCGCACUGUCCACUGUAACUGCGUCUCGGUGGUGGUUGGUGGCUAUGUUUGAGGGUGGUUUGGGGAAACCCCUCGUGGCAAACAAGGAACUUGUGUGUGAGGGGGGCUUUCCUCUGGCAGUGAACACAAUAUUGUCUGACGAUGAGGGAGGGAAGAAAUACACUUGUUGCCAAUGUGAUUUUUGUUGGUGAGAUAUGUGCACAGCAAUUGUUACUAUGAACUAGUAUUCCUAUUAAUCGCUCGUAUAUAUUUUUUUCUUGCGCGCAUGGCGCAUGAGUGUAUAACGUGUACGUCCAGGAUAAAGGAGGGUGUGUUUGUGUACAUGUCUCAAAUCUAUGUGUGUCAUAUGCACGUCGGCACAUCAUUAUUAUCUAAACGUGAACACAUGUUGGAAAAAGGAUUUUUUGUUCUUCUAUGUAUUCCCCCCCCCCUUUUUUUUGAUGUCUCAGGGUUUCCAAAGAUGUGAUGAUUUCGACAUACUUGCGUGUGGUGUUCCUUUGCAAACGUUGCUAUGACCCCCCCCCCCUUUCUUUUUCCUGGUCAGCUAAAGAGUUUUGUUUUUAAGUUAUUGUGUUGCUCGCGCUCUCCCUGUGCCCGUCACUCUUGUGUUAUGCCAUUGUUGCUGCCGCUGCCAGACCGCGAGUGGCAGGGGAGGACGUGUGUCCUUCCCAACAACGGUGGUAGCCAGCUGAAGAAACUGUUGUGCGCGAUCAAUGUUUCCGACAGUCCGCCCAACCUGCGGCACUUGCAAAGAGGGGCUGCUGCUUGCCCGCGGAGACUUGUCUCAGGAUUGUGCACCGCCGCUGCCAUCUUCGCAACGGCAACCACCAUCACAGUGGAACAAAGGAAAAAGAAAAGCGAGUGUCGACGGAAGGGGAAAGAAAGCAUGUCUCCAGGUGUUGCUGCUCUGUGCGUCUGUGUGUGCCGCAUCUUGCUGCCUCUCCAAGUGGGGAAAAAAAAAACGAACCUACUUCAUUCCGAGACUCUCUUAGUGGGUGGCGUGUGCUACGAGCAGCUGCUUGCUCGGUACAUGCAUCUGCUCGCGCUGGGUGCAAUUUCGACUGGGGGCGCGCGAGUUUUAAGAAGAGCACUUAUUGUGUUUCAUAUUGUUUGUCCUUUCCGCGCACCCGUGCAUAUGUGUGUGUUUUUCAUUUUGUCGUGUUGAUGAGAAUUUAACGGGAGGGCUUGCCUCCUUGGCAGCUCUCUACUUGCUCCAGUCCCCGAAUGAUGGAAAAAUGAAUAGCAGUGAGGUGCCCCAGUCUCCAAGGCCCCCCCCAGGCACCUCGUAGCAGAGGUAGGAGGCUCACUCGGGCGUCAACGACAGAUUGGCGCAUGUGUGGUGCACGCAAUUUUUUCCUUUCUUUCGGGGCAUUUGUUUUUUUGUUUUUUUUUCUUCCAUCUCUUUGUAUUUGGUGUGUGCGUCCAGGAAGUUUAGUUUUAUAGCAACGAUAUGAAAGAGCACUGGUUGCUUAUGGUCCCAAGCACAGAGCUGACAUAUUAAUGAGUGUUGUGUCGCACAUGCCGAGGGAAGGGGGUGGGGGAGGGGUUCUCUGUUCAGAAUCCCAGCCAAUACAAUGCAACUGGUGACUGGGAAGCCGCAUCUGCCACAGAACAUUGUGGGGACGAAGUCAUUUGUGGGAUGGUAUGUUUUGUCGAGGCUAACGGGAGACGUCUGGUAGUUUUUAACAAGAUGCUAAAGGAUGUUGCGGUUGCCCCUCUGAUGUGCAACGUGCCCUUCAACGCAUGCAACUGUACCGCAGUACCAUUUGCAACUACUAAUGCAGCAAAGAAAAAAAAAAAAAAAGCAAAGGGUGGCAUUCUAUCCAAAAGAGUGUGACAGCAGCCAACACAUUUUGAUUGAUAUUGAUGCACUUAGUGAAGAUAUUUUAAUCUCAGGUUGUGUUUAUCUGCCUCUUCCCCCUUGCAGUGUGUUGUGUUAAUAUUUUUUGCCUGACAAUGUUCUUCCACACGGUGUUGCGAGGUGUGGGUUGAACCUUCCGAUUUUGUUCAACUCAGAAGGGCACAGCCCCCUUCACCUUUUAUUUCUUGCAUCCCCUCCCCCUUCCCUCAAUUUUAACUGAUUGCAAUUGUGACAUUUGUGUUUUUUAGAUGACAUGUGAAAGAAAAAAAACUAUCUCACUAUGGUGACAAAAGUGUGCAUUUCCAAGUUUAUGCCUUUUUUUUCUUGCUCCUUGUGUUUUUGCUCUUUUUUUGUUGUGUUUACAUGUACAUUUGUUUCUCUAGAUUAAGUAUAACAAUAAUGCAUUGUUCAAUUUUUAUUACUUGUUGCAACGUUUCCCCCCUUCUUUAUCCCCAUGGGACCGUGCUCUUUAGUGUCCACCAAUACUGUAUAUUAUUACCACUAACUACCACUGUUGUCGAGGUGUGUGUGUAUUUGAGGAAAAAAAAAGUGACAAGGAAGCAACAACAACAAAAAAAAAAGCGUGCGACACUUGACAAACCAAGGGUACAUAUAGAUAUUUAAGGACACGGCACCGCGGGGAACCCAACAUGUGAUUCAGACUGCUAGUUCAAAACCCAAGCCCCUCGCUUUGUCUGGGGGGGCUCCGUGUUCGACGUGGAAGAACUUGCUUAUUCAGGGGCCUUCUCACACCAAACACACACACACACGAAAGUUGUAGAUGGUUUUAUUAUAUAUACAUAUUAUAUAUGCGCGGAGAAUGAUGCUGGCCGUACUUGGACGACGACAAAGAUACUGAAAAAAAAAAACCUUGUGAUGUGUUGAUGAAUUUAUUGUAUUGUAAUAGCAGUCAACUUUCAGGCAUUAAAGGUUUGUGUAAUAUGUGCC